Messenger RNA from Sporisorium graminicola, 492 nucleotides. RefSeq lists its product as uncharacterized. The transcript is spliced from 4 exons. The coding region runs from base 1 to 492 and encodes 163 amino acids. The record is from RefSeq and is a predicted model, not a curated record. NCBI's taxonomy places the organism in Eukaryota, Fungi, Basidiomycota, Ustilaginomycetes, Ustilaginales, Ustilaginaceae.
AUGCCGCUGCAUCGUAUUUACACGCCAAAGCACUUCUUCACUAAAGAGGAGAAGAGGGAACUUGUCGAAAGCGUCACAAGCUUAUACGUGCGUAUGGGUCUGCCACCCUUUCUCGUCAACGUCCUAUUCAUACAGCUUGAGGAUGAUGAUUUCUACAUUGGCAUGCAGGCUCACAGCGAGCGGGCUCAAGAACAGGGUAAAAAGUUCGUCCGAAUUGUCAGUCAACACCUGGCCCGCACCUCCGAGGGAAAGGAACGUCGAAUGAAGACGAUCGAGAGCCUUGAAGAGCGUUUCCGCACGGUUCUGGAGAGGAAACGAUGUGAAUGGGAGAUUCAUAUCGAGGAGCCCCCCGCCGAUCUAUGGCACCUGAGCGGCUUCAGAUAUCCCGCGCCAGGCACAUCGGCCGAGGCCGAAUGGGUCUCUGCCAACAAGGCAGUGGCGUACGAGGGUUCGUCUAUGGCCGAUCAUCUUGCUCAAAAAGCUGCCCUCUGA